ACCAGGCAGCGAUUCUCGUAACACUGCUUCAAGGACUGAAAAAAAGAAGAAGAGGGAAACACUGAAAUAAACACAGUAGCAGCAACCAAAGAUUCAAACUUUAGAAGUUUCAAAGACAAAACACAAAAACACAAUUACAAUUCGAUCCUCAUGGACCAAUCCACUACCUCCUCUUUCUGCAACUUAGGGAUUCUCGAUUCCCUCUCCAACGAUUCCAUAUGCGAAAUCCUCCGCUCCUACAAUGGUUUCUGUGCCGCCACCCAAACCCUCCUCGCCGCCGUGGACGACCUAUCCGCCCGCCGCGACUUCGUUGCCCAUGUUCACUCCCUCUGCAAACAUGGCCUCGAUUCCCUCGUCCGAGACCACUUUCUUCGCGUUUUGGAGGAAACGUUUGAGAGAAAUGGGGCGUCGAGGUUUUGGCGCCAUUUUGAGCCUUACAGUAAUGUUACGGGUUUGAACAAGAAUGAUGAUCUUGAGAUUGACGAGGACGAGAUUCUGAGUGUGUUGCAUAGUGCUUUGGAAGAAAUCUAUUUGGAGAAAGGGUAUCAGGAGAAGUGCUUGUUAAUGUUGGUCCAUGCUUUCCAAUCAUACAAGAAGCAGGUGUCCAGGGACACUCGUGAUCUUGAUGCAGAGAGGAAUCACCUUACCACUAAAUAUCAAUGGAUUGUCUCCUCUGUACUUACGGCUACGCUUCCUAGGAAUUUCCGUGUUAUACUGCAUUGGUAUUUUAAAAGAACAUUGGAGGAGUUAAGUACAAGGAUGGAUGAGGAGUUGCAAGAUCAUGAAUCUCAAAGCAAGGAUGGCAUGGAUUUAGACGAAAAAGGAAAAAUAUGCAACAAGGUUGGCGAAAUGGAUGUUGAUGAAUGCUAUAAUGACAGCAGGUACUCAGAAAACAAUAAACUUGUGAAUAGCAUUGGAAAAGUUGUUCUUCAUCUAAGAAGUCUUGGAUUUACUUCUAUGGCAGAAGAUGCUUAUGCCUCUGCUAUAUUUUUACUUCUAAAGGCAAAAGUAUAUGAUUUAGCUGGUGAUGAUUUUAGGAGUUCUGUUCUACAGUCUAUUCAAAGCUGGAUACAGGCUGUACCUCUCAAGUUUCUGCAUGCCCUUCUUGUCUAUCUUGGAGAUUCUGUUAGUUAUGAGAGUUCUUCUUCAGGUCUCAAAUCACCUUUAGCAUCGCAACCAUCGUCAUUCUGUCCUGGAAUCGAUUCUCCUUCUGAAGGGCUUGUUAGAUGGAAGCUGCGGCUGGAAUAUUUUGCUUAUGAAACACUGCAAGAUUUAAGAAUUUCCAAAUUAUUUGAGAUUAUCGUUGAUUAUCCUGAGAGCUCUCCUGCAAUUGAAGACUUAAAAUUGUGUCUUGAAUACACGGGACAACAUUCAAAGCUGGUCGACUCAUUUAUUUCUUCACUUCGUUAUCGCUUGCUCACUGCAGGCGCAUCAACCAAUGAUAUAUUGCACCAAUAUGUUUCAACCAUUAAAGCCCUGAGGACAAUAGACCCUGCAGGUGUUUUCCUUGAGGCUGUUGGUGAACCAAUAAGGGAUUAUUUAAGAGGAAGGAGAGAUACCAUAAAAUGCAUAGUGACCAUGUUGACAGAUGGGACUGGUGGGAAUUCUAGUGCAUCUGGAAAUCCUGGAGAUAGCCUUCUUGAAGAGCUGAACAGAGAUGAAGAAAUUCAAGAGGAUGUUGGUAUUGACGAUGAUUUUAACACUGAUGAUAGGCAAGCAUGGAUUAAUGCUGCACGCUGGCAGCCUGACCCUGUGGAAGCAGAUCCACUAAAAGGAAGCAGAAACCAAAGGAAAGUUGACAUACUUGGAAUGAUUGUUGGCAUUAUUGGUUCAAAAGAUCAAUUAGUUCAUGAAUAUCGAACUAUGCUUGCUGAGAAACUUCUAAAUAAAUCUGAUUAUGAUAUUGACUCAGAGAUUCGGACUUUAGAACUCCUCAAGAUACACUUUGGAGAGAGCAGCCUACAAAAAUGUGAGAUUAUGCUCAAUGAUUUACUUGGCUCAAAGAGAACUAAUACAAACAUCAAAGCUACCAUAAGUCAACCAUCUCAGACAAGUGGAGAAAAUGCAAUAUCCAUGGAUACGAUUUCUGCCACUAUCAUAUCUUCUAAUUUUUGGCCUCCAAUACAGGAUGAGCCAGUUAACCUGCCAGAAUCUGUCGACCAGCUCCUUACUGAGUAUGCAACGAGAUUUCAUGAAACAAAAACCCCUCGUAAGCUACAGUGGAAAAAAAGUCUUGGGACUGUCAAGUUGGAGUUGCAGUUUGAUGAUAGGAUAAUGCAGUUCACAGUGGCCCCUGUACAUGCAUCAAUCAUUAUGCAAUUUCAAGAUCAAAAGAGUUGGACUUCUAAAAACCUUGCGGCUGCUAUUGGAAUCCCAGUGGAUGCAUUGAGUAGGAGAAUACAUUUUUGGAUAAGCAAGGGGAUCAUUUCAGAGUCGGCUGGGGUAGAUACCUCUGAUCAUGUAUACACCAUUAUGGAAAGCAUGGCUGAGACAAGUAAGAAUGGAGCUGGUAGUAGUGGUAUCCAGGAACUUCUAGGGGGCGAUGAGGAAGAAGAAAGAUCCGUCUCCUCUGUGGAGAAUCAACUUCUUAAGGAGAUGACUGUAUAUGAGAAAUUUAUCAUGGGCAUGCUCACAAACUUUGGUAGCAUGGCACUAGAUCGAAUUCACAAUACACUCAAGAUGUUUUGUAUUGCUGAUCCCCCAUAUGACAAGUCACUCCAACAGUUACAAAGCUUUUUAUCAGGUCUAGUCUCUGAGGAGAAAUUAGAGCUUAGGGAUGGAAUGUACUUUCUAAAGAAGUAACAUGCUUACACAUUAUGGGAGUGCAAUCAUCCCUUGCUUCGUGAAUUUUGAUAAAAGUGAAAUUGUAAAAUGUUUCUCAUC
Molecule: messenger RNA, 2883 nt
Organism: Arachis duranensis
Lineage: Eukaryota; Viridiplantae; Streptophyta; Magnoliopsida; Fabales; Fabaceae
Product: anaphase-promoting complex subunit 2
Exons: 16
Coding region: 151-2802 (883 amino acids)
Biological process (GO): ubiquitin-dependent protein catabolic process
Cellular component (GO): anaphase-promoting complex
Molecular function (GO): ubiquitin protein ligase binding
Source: RefSeq, a predicted model, not a curated record